Paramecium pentaurelia is the source of this 1512-nucleotide messenger RNA. The record is from the annotation of a GenBank genome assembly. NCBI's taxonomy places the organism in Eukaryota, Ciliophora, Oligohymenophorea, Peniculida, Parameciidae.
AUGUUAGAUAAUAGUGAAGCUAUUAUUAAAGAAUCUUUAGAAAGUUAUCUGAAUUACAGACAUGCUGAAUGUGUACUAAAAACAGAAAUGAGUAAACCACAUUUACGAUAAAAGUAUUGUGAAUGCUUGCAAUUAGAAUCAUUUGUUGAAUUCGUAUUGACAUGUUUAGAAUUAGUAAACACUACUGUUCUUAUGAAAUAAAAUUAUCAAUUAAGUCAUAAAUUGCAUUUAUAAUAUUGGAAGAUAUUUAAUGAAUUACCUUAACCAAAAGAUGAAAUGGUAAGUUUCAUCUUAAUUGCAGUCUGGUUCUUGAUACAUAGUACAAUAUUUAAAUAACAAACAUAAGAAGAGAGAAAUAAAAUUGAUCAGAGAUUCCUCUUCAACUCAUAUCAUGUUCUAUUAUAUUAUAUUAAUGGAUUCUAUGUAUCAGAUGAAUUUGUUCAAUAAUAAGUUGAUAUUUAUCUUAAUAACAGAUAUUUGGAUUAUAGACUCAAUUCAUUCUAAAAAAAGAAUCUUAAAAAAUAGUAGAUGCAAUAAACUUAAACUAACUUAUUCCCAAAUGUUAGUAUACCUGAAUUAACCUAAGUUUAAGGUGCCACUUAAUUUUAAAAAGAAUUAAGAUUUAGAAAAAAAUAGAAGAAAUAAUAAAGUGAGCCUAUUAUAAUGGAACAGCAACAGUAAUAAUUAAAUAAAAUAGAAAAUGGAUCAGAUAGAGGUGGUAGAUUUCCAAACUCAAUUAAAUUUAAUUUAAAUUAAUUAUCACCAUCUAUAAAUUCACUUUUAAAUCUCAGCAAUAAAGCUACUCCAAGAGCAAAAUUAGUUACACAUUAAAUUAUAUCACAUAACUUUAAUUAAGUUAAAGUAUCAAAUGUAUUAAAAAACUUGGAUGAACCAAGAACAACAUUAACUCAAAUGAAAGAAAGCAGAGAUAAUGGUAAAGGUUAAAGACUAUUAGAUAAAUACAGAGUAACUUAACCACCUCUUGAGUAUUUUAAAAAACAUCCAAAAGUUGAUCAUUUGUUUAGAGACAUGUUAGAAAUGAAACUUGUCUUAUAAUAGAGUCAUUAACACAUCUAUACAUAACCUAGAUUAGUCAAAGAAGAUUCAACAGCCUUAAGAGAAAAACUAGCAUAAUAUUUGGAAGAAAGAACUUUAAAAUAAAAUUUAACUCCUUAAGAUGAUUUAUUAUAAUUUAGUCCUUAAUUGGGAUCUAAUAUGAUGAUUACAUAUUAACAUAUUAGAACACCUAGUGAUGGAACUAGAAUGUAAGAAACUCAUUCUGUAUUUCCAUCAGGAUAAAUUAGUUCAUUUCUUUAAACACAAAUUUCAUAAUCCCCAUAACCUAAAUCUAAUAAUAAUAAAUUUGUUUAUGAAGACAAAAGGAAAUAAUAUACUGAUAGAUUCAAUAAAGCUAAUGGUAGUUAAACUACAGAUGAUAAAAUAUCAAAUUUAUAACACAACUUACUAGUUAAAUAACAUAUGAUUUAAUAACACUUAAAAAAAUAACAUUGA